This is a messenger RNA of Thalassophryne amazonica, 1599 nucleotides long. It is a transcript of the gene lrit2, whose product is annotated as leucine-rich repeat, immunoglobulin-like and transmembrane domains 2. Bases 1 to 1599 code for a protein of 532 amino acids. Gene Ontology annotation, molecular function: protein binding. The transcript is spliced from 2 exons. NCBI's taxonomy places the organism in Eukaryota, Metazoa, Chordata, Actinopteri, Batrachoidiformes, Batrachoididae. The record is from RefSeq and is a predicted model, not a curated record.
AUGGAAGAGGGGGCAUUUGGGGUAAUUCCAGAAAAUCUUCCAGAUAAUCUGACCAAAAUCCGAAUAGAAAAAUCUCACUUUACUGAAAUUCCUCGUGGGGCUUUUUCACAAACACGCUCUUUGGAGAACCUGUGGCUGAAUUUCAAUGACAUCAGAGUGAUAAACUCAAAGGGUCUGGAGGGUUUGGAGAAGUUAACUGAACUUCGUUUGCAGGGGAACAAGCUGUGUUCAGUUCCAUGGACGGCAUUCGAGGACACGCCGGUGCUCCAGAUUCUGGACCUGAAGCACAACCAGCUGGAUGUCCUGCCUGAGCAUGCCUUCAAGUAUUUAUUAAGUCUGACCUAUUUGGAUUUAUCUUUCAAUCGUCUAACAGUCUUAUCAAAACAGGUUUUUCUAAACUGGCCUCUGUAUGUGAAAAUACAAGGCACAGACGAGCAAGGGACAGUUGCCAUUGGACCAAACAUAGUGCUGGCAUUCCAUGACAAUGCCUGGCUUUGCGACUGUCGACUGAAAGGUUUUGUAGAAUUCAUCCGGUCACUAAGCCCCCCGAUUAUACUGAUGAACUCUUACUUGACCUGCUCAGGGCCGGAUAUUAGAGCCGGCAAGUUUUUCCAUGAGAUUGAGCUGCUGGCCUGCAUAAAACCCACCGUCACCACCCCAUCCACAAACAUCAGCGUGCAUCCGGGCACAAAUGUCACACUGCGCUGCCUUGCUAAAGCCAGGCCGGAACCCACGGUGUGGUGGACAUAUGGUCUGAAGAUAAUCAGAGGAUUUCAUGAGGUACAGGAAAGAGUGGAUGGAGACACCAUCAGGUCUCUCUUGGUGAUCCCCUUUCUCCAUGCGGCUGACCGCGGUGUUUACACCUGCAGUGCCAUCAACUUCAUUGGAAACUCGUCUGUCAGUGUCCUCCUGGACGUCGACUCUCCUGAUGGCUCACGGUACUCACUACUCCCUAGCUUGCCUGUUCAACCUGCUACUGCUGAGGAAAAUGUCUACACGGAUAUCCACAUCACCAAACAGACUGUACGCGGCAUUUCCAUCGAGUGGUUUGCCACAUUGGACCACCCGUCUGAAACCUGGUUUAUGAUCCACUUUGGUCGCACAGACACUGAUAAAAGGGAAACAAUCUACAUUGGCCCUGGGAUUCACUCUUACUCUGUGUCUGAUCUGAUGCCUGCAACUAAAUAUGAAAUCUGUGUGACCCUGAAGAACCAGACACCUCGUCCUGAUCAGUGCAUUGUGUUUGUAACAGGAAGUGACAUUACUGAUAUGGAGCAGAGGGAGAAGAUGAUUCAUAUCAUGGUGGUAGUUUUCGCCAUGGUGCUGGCUGUGCCCAUAGGCAUGUACGCCUGCACCGCCGACAUUAAGCUUCCCUGUGUGGAGUGGAUUAUUGUGUCCUGCAAGAACCGGAGGAGAGGUGGCAGCUCGCCAGCAGGGGCAAGAGAAUGGCAAGGCACCUUCGACAGCCUGCAGGCUGCCAGCGACGAAGGCCUGAUUAUCAAAGACUGUGGUGACGACAGGAAGGUGAGGAGGCGGUCAGAUGACAAACUGCAUCAGGGCAAGAGUGACCACAGCAAACUCACAGCUGAACUAUAUUAG